AUGAGACAAGUACAAGGAAUGAAUCGAGUUCCAAGUGUUGAGAAUUACGAUCUAUUCAAUAAAAUAUAUUAAAAAUCUAAGUUAGCAAAAGCUUAGCAAUCCUCUUAAGAUUUACUUUAUGAUGGAGAUCAGUAUAGAAUUUAGUAAAGUUAAUAAAUGUUGGUUGAGUAUCUAAAAGAUCUCAAUGAGAUGAUUGAAGAUGUAGUAAGAUUAGUUGAUUAAUUACACUCACUUAAUGAAUUAGAAGUAAACAAUCUUUUCUAACAUCUGAAAAAACAAUUAAGGAAUUUGAAGUAAGUCAUUUCAUCAAUAAUGGAUGUCAUGUUAGGAAAGGGUAAGUCACCAUUUUAAGCUUAAAAACCUUCACAUGUCAAUAUAGUAAUGGUUAACACUAUUAGAACAUAUUUAGUGGAAGUGUAUAUUCCAAAUUUAUUGGAGACAGCCAAAUAUGCUCUAGAUAAUUUUGAAGGCUAUAAAGGAACAUUUUUAAAAGAUAUGAAAAUAGCAUCAACAUAAUUAAUUAUGAUAAAUCUAAUAUUUGGUGCUUCAGUUGAUAUUGAUAAAAAUUCACUUUUCUCUCUUGAUAAGAAUCAUAAAGAUUGGAAAGAAUUAUAUUUAAUUUGUGAAAGAAAAUCUUUGGGAGAUAUUGAGAGAAUAAAUCAAUCAUUUGAUAAUUUUGCUAAUACUAUAUUAAUUGGUCAUGCAAUUAUGGGAAAAAGUAGUAAAUUCAAAAAUGAAAUACUAAAAAAAUUAUAAUUAGCCAUCAAUAGUAUUUAUUAUCAAAUUUUUGAUGCAAAAAAAGAAGCCUUUACAAAUAUGAGUUAAAUGAAAGCUUAAAAUGCUAUAGAAGUUAUGAAUAUGAUUGAAACACCAGCAAUUAAAAAAAUCAUGGCUAUGGCAUAUCCAAAAAUUAAAGUUAACUGUAAAAUAUAUAUCGACCCUGUUGUCACUCCUAUAUCUAUUUAAUGGGUCAAUUCAUAAUUAAAAAAUGGAUAAUUAAAUAAAAUAACCACAUAACAAAUUAAAUUAAUAAAUGAAGAAUUGCACCUUGAUCCCAAUGCAAAAUUUAUUUUACAUAAAUUUGAUCCAUAAAAACUAAGAAUUCGAAUUUUAUGUAAUUCCUCAAUAGAUGACACAAGUAGUUCAUGGUUCUCUAAUUCUUAAUAACAUAUUUUACAUGAUACAAUAUUAGUACAUAUUCAUGGAGGUGGAUUCAUAGCUCAUUCUAGUUCAAGUCAUUAAUCUUAUACUAGAGAAUGGGCUAUAAAGUUGGGAAUUCCUAUUUUCUCUAUUGAUUAUUCAUUAGCACCUAAAUAUCCUUAUCCCUAAGGCUUAGAUGAUGUUUGGUAAGCCUAUAAUUGGAUUUUAAUUUAUUGUUACAAACAUUUUGGUAUCUUUUUAAGUUAAUUAAUAUCUUAUAGAUAUCCAACCAAAAAGAAUUAUUGUAGCAGGUGACUCUGCAGGAGGUAAUUUAGCUUGUGCUUUAACAGGACUAGCGAUUAAAAUGGGGUAGAGAGUACCUGAUGGAUUAUUUAUGGCCUAUCCUGCUUUGGAUCUAAGAUUUAAUUUUACUCCUUCUUAUUUACAUGCUUUAACUGAUAAAAUAAUUAGUCAUACAAUAUUGGGAAUUUGUGUUGAAUCUUAUGCUUCAAAUCCAUUAACAUAAUUAAGUAGCGAUCCAUUUAUUAAUCCAAUGUUGUUAUCAGAUGAAAUCCUUGCAAAAUUUCCUCCUACAAGAUUAAUGUGUGGAACAAAGGAUCCUUUACAUGAUAACACUUGGGCUUUUGCAUCUAGACUUUUGUAAAUUUUAAUAUAUAUCAAUAGAAAAGUAAAAAAAAAUGUUUAAUUUAUAAUCUAUGAAUAAAUUUGCCAUGGGUUUUUAUGUUACAAAACAAUAAAAGGUAUGUAAGAAAUUUAAGUAUGUAUUGAUGAUGCAAUAAAAUACAUACAAGAACUAAUAAACUUAUCUAAAUCCUGA
This is a messenger RNA of Paramecium pentaurelia, 1978 nucleotides long. Lineage: Eukaryota; Ciliophora; Oligohymenophorea; Peniculida; Parameciidae. The record is from the annotation of a GenBank genome assembly.